AUGACGUCAUACUUUAGAAAGUACGAGAGAUGCAGUAGACUACUGACAGUGGCCGGAUGUCUUUCGAACGAUUGUCCGAGACUUCCAUCUGGUCGCAAGUGUGUACCGCUGAAGAUAUCGAUGUGCUUAGAUGUGCCGUAUAACACCACUGUCUAUCCGAAUUUGCUAAAUCAUCAGACUCAGGACGACGCCGAGAUUGCCAUCAAUCAAUUCCAUCCGCUCGUCAAGGUCAAAUGCUCGGAAGACAUCAAACUCUUCUUAUGUACAGUGUAUGCACCAGUAUGUACUCCAUUAGAAGAACCUAUACAACCAUGUCGCGAUCUUUGUCUAUCGGCAAAAAAUGGGUGCGAGAGCCUAAUGAUCAAAUUUGGAUUCCGAUGGCCCGAGCAGUUAGAGUGCAGGCAUUUCCCAACUGAAGGGAUAUGUGUUGGACAGAAUAGAACAGGCAGUACACCAUCUCCAAGCAGGUCAUAUUCGCUAACUAACAAUUUGGAAUGCCCACUUACAAUGACAGCAUCUGUACGGUCGCACUUUGCCCUUCCACUGUCCAGUGGAACACUUGAAGAUUGUAGUUUACCAUGUACAGCAGAUAAUCAGGUGCCGGUGUUCUUCGACAAGCGCCAUCGUCGCUAUCUUCGAUUCUGGACCGGAGGAUGGGCUGUAGCAUGUUGUGUCUGUGCUCUCUUCACCAUCAUUACGUUUCUGAUUGACCUCGCACGCUUUGCCUAUCCUGUUCGCCCAAUUUUAUACAUGGCAGUAUGUUAUCUAGUGAUAUCUGUCGUGUACAUGAUUGGAGUCGUAGGUGAAGACAGUUUCGCGUGCGGUCCAUACGGUGAAACCCCGCAACUGCUUGUAGCACAAGGUGGCGAAGGAACUGCCUGUAGUGCACUGGCUGUAGCUCAUUAUUAUUUCACCAUUGCAAGUAGCGUUUGGUGGGUAGUGUUGUGCUUGGCAUGGUUCCUGGCCGCGAAUCGUAAAUGGGGUGCUGAGUCCAUAGCAGGACUAGCACCGUACCUCCAUGCUGUUUCUUGGGGAGCACCGGCACUUCUAUCGGUUAUAGUGCUUGUGACGAAUUCAAUCGAUGGUGAUGUUUUCACCGGUAUUUGCUCGGUUGGUAACCUUCAACCAAAUAUGCUACUAUAUUAUCUAUUUUUACCACUGAUUCUUGGGUUGUUUCUCCUCGCUUGUGGAAUUUGUUCCAUGAUGCGAAUUCGAACAUAUAUUAAGCUGCAACAUGCUGAUGUUGACAAGAAUAUUCGAAAAUUGGAAAAGUUGAUGUUUAGAGUGAGUGGUUUUGCUGUAAUGUAUGUUUUACCAACUGCUGCAAGUGCUGCUGUGCUUUGCUACCAGGCAUUGCAAAUGCCCUUAUGGCUGGAUACACUCUACACGCUACGUUGCCUCCAUCCAGAUCGUGUAAAAUUUGGUUUCUCAAUACCCCGGACAGGUUGUGGUCAGCGCAUGGACGUAAUGUCAACAGGACCCGAACUAGUCCUUAUAUUUAUAAAAUACCUGUGUCAACUGAUCGUAGGAAUCACAUGUGCAGUGUGGAUAUGUAGCGCCAAAACAGUGGCAAGUUACCAGAAGGCUUACGUCAGAAUAAUUCUUCGUCGAGCAGCCGUAGCUACAGACGAACAUUAG
This is a messenger RNA of Angiostrongylus costaricensis, 1638 nucleotides long. NCBI's taxonomy places the organism in Eukaryota, Metazoa, Nematoda, Chromadorea, Rhabditida, Metastrongylidae. The record is from the annotation of a GenBank genome assembly.